Molecule: messenger RNA, 420 nt
Organism: Diabrotica balteata
Lineage: Eukaryota; Metazoa; Arthropoda; Insecta; Coleoptera; Chrysomelidae
Source: the annotation of a GenBank genome assembly
AUUGUGUAUUGCUUUUGAAAGAGACAUCAGUUUAACAAGAAAAAAUAUGUUUAAAUAUUUAUUAUUUUUCGUAUUAGUUUCAGUUGCUUUUGCUCAUUUUACAUAUUUGUCCGACGAUGAAGAGUUUGAACGUUUUAAGAAAAAAGUCAACAGACAUUAUUCUUCGCCUCUUGAAGAAAAGAUACGAAAAGAAAUAUUCAUCAAUGUUUUACACAGAAUCAAAAAACACAACGCCAGAUAUGAAAAGGGGUUAGAGUCUAGGCCCAUGGGCGUUGACGAUUAUAGAGAUUGGUUAGGAAGACCACCACACGGCGGCGUGUGGUUGCCAGAUUUGCAUUGAAUAUAAAAAGGAUGUAAAAAUAGUAAAUAAAAAAAUUUAAAAACAAUAUAAAUAUCUAUAUUAAUAAAAAUCAGUGACCG